Messenger RNA from Funneliformis geosporum, 370 nucleotides. The record is from the annotation of a GenBank genome assembly. Lineage: Eukaryota; Fungi; Glomeromycota; Glomeromycetes; Glomerales; Glomeraceae.
AUGCUCCCUAGUUUACAACUACUUAAAAAAGUUAGUCAGGAGGUUAGGUCUAUUCCUAAUAAGCGUAAAGAAAGUAAAAGGGGAGUUCAUUAUGGUUUAUUCUUGCUAGGUUAUAAGUCAGGUUUACGGGUUAGUGAAGCGAUAAAGUUUGAUUUAGUCAAUAAAACUAGUAAGGGUUUAUAUCGGAUAAGUAAGUCCAAAGGCAAAAAAGAAAGGUUGAUUUAUGUUCCCAAAGAAAAAGUUAAAAAGGAGUUAGGAAUUCCGCUAAAUGUAGAGUUAUCACCGCAUACCUUACGGAGAGCAUUUGCUACUUAUCAGGCGGAGGCAGGUUUACCUUUACCCCUUUUACAGAAACUUUUGGGACAUUCAA